CAACUGGUCACUUUUUUCAAACACAAAACUUUUAAUUUACAGUAAAUAAAUAAAGUUUCCAAAAAACACAAACGCAAAUUGCAAUGGCCGAAUUCUCAGUCGAGCGCGUAGAGGACAAACGCACAGUUAAUGGUCGCACAGAAUAUUAUUUAAAGUGGAAGGGGUAUCCACGCAGUGAAAACACUUGGGAGCCGGUUGAAAAUCUCGAUUGUCCAGAUUUAAUAGCAACGUUUGAAGAAUCAUUAAAGAAUAAUAAAAAAGAGACUAAAAAACGCCUUUCCACAUCGUCAACACCAGAUUCGAUACGAAGUAAGCGAAAAUCAUUCAUGGAGGAAGAUACCGACGAACAAAAGAAGUUGAUUGGCUUUGAUCGCGGCUUGGAGCCGUCAAAGAUUCUUGGUGCGACCGACUCAUCCGGAUACCUUAUGUUUCUGAUGAAGUGGAAGGGUAGCGAUCACGCCGAUCUGGUGCCCGCCAAGCUGGCGAACGUCAAAUGUCCACAAGUCGUUAUACAAUUUUACGAGGAACGUCUAACCUGGCACACUGGCAAUGGCAAUGGUAACGGCUCCGGUAGCGGAUGUGGCAGUGCGCACGCCGCUGGAAGCGUUAGUACACCUGGCAGCACCGCUGACGCUAGUCCGAGCGGCAGCAUCAACGAUGAAAAUAUAAAACCCGACGCUGGCGCCGAAUUAGGGAACGGAGACGCUGUCUAGCUUAUUUCACAGAACUCGUUAAGCCAGCAAAAACAAUGCCAUGCAAAACUGCAUGGAUACACACAGAUACAGACACACACACACACACACACAGGCACAUGCUCGCUCCUACAUUUUUACAUACAAAUAACAUAGACAUAAUCAUACAUACAUACAUACAUAGAUAUACAUACAGGCAUGUUCUUUAUUGCGCCAACACAAACAAAACAUAAGAAAAAAAUUGAGCGUAUUUCUAAAA
Molecule: messenger RNA, 951 nt
Organism: Drosophila novamexicana
Lineage: Eukaryota; Metazoa; Arthropoda; Insecta; Diptera; Drosophilidae
Gene: HP1b
Product: chromobox protein homolog 3
Exons: 1
Coding region: 84-713 (209 amino acids)
Biological process (GO): chromatin organization; negative regulation of transcription by RNA polymerase II
Cellular component (GO): nucleus; pericentric heterochromatin
Molecular function (GO): chromatin binding
Source: RefSeq, a predicted model, not a curated record